Molecule: messenger RNA, 4769 nt
Organism: Stegastes partitus (bicolor damselfish)
Lineage: Eukaryota; Metazoa; Chordata; Actinopteri; Pomacentridae
Gene: ssh2a
Product: slingshot protein phosphatase 2a
Exons: 14
Coding region: 356-4219 (1287 amino acids)
Biological process (GO): protein dephosphorylation; negative regulation of actin filament polymerization
Molecular function (GO): phosphatase activity; actin binding
Source: RefSeq, a predicted model, not a curated record
CUGAAGUCACAAGUGUCGGUUCGGUACUCGGUGAGGAUCUGUGUGUCGAACCGGGAUGUACAGGUACAGAGCUGUGUUCUAACCGGGACUCUCCUCGGCUGACUAGAGCCAUGGCCAGGACCAGAACCAGCUGACGACCCACUGAUCCAGAACACCGGCUCCGUCUGGACGCGUCCGUCCUUUAACUCGUGUUUUAGUCCCGGGACUACUUCGCCUCUUCCUCUCGUCCCGACCUGAGCCGCUCCGUCCGCCUCCCCGCCAUGAGGAGCACAUGACCGGAGGGACGUAGAAGUUCUCCUCGGACCAACACCUGCCCCCCGCCGCCGAGGCUCCGCGCUCCCCCCAGCCCGCCGGCAUGACCCUCGGAACAGUGUCCGGCUCCGGCGGCUCGUCGGCGGUCAGCUUCUGCUCGUGCUGCGGGGCCAAGAUGGUUCCCGACUUCAGCCACGACACCGUGGAGUCCCGGAACCAGAUCAACCAGCUUAUCAGUGAGAGUUUCCUCACAGUGAAAGGUGCAGCCCUGUUCCUCCCGAGAGGCAGCAGCCCCACACCGAACGCUGCCCCUCGCAUCAGCCAGCGCAGGAACAAGCACACAGGUGACCUCCAGAAACACCUCCAGACCAUGUUCACUGUGCUGCGACCAGAGGACACCAUCCGGCUGGCUGUGCGUCUGGAGAGUGCAUACCCUCAGGUGACCCGCUACAUGGUGGUGGUCUCCACCAAUGGCAGGCAGGACACGGAGGAGAGCAUCGUCCUCGGCAUGGACUUCGUGUCCUCUGACAGCUGCUGCACGGUGGGCCUGGUUCUACCUCUGUGGAGUGACACUCUGAUCCACUUGGAUGGAGACGGUGGCUUUAGUGUGUCCACGGUGAGCAGGGUCCAUGUCUUCAAGCCGGUGUCGGUCCAGGCCAUGUGGUCGGCCCUCCAGUCGCUGCACAAAGCCUGUGAGGUGGCUCGCUGCCACAACUACUACCCCGGCAGCCUGUUCCUGACCUGGGUCAGCUACUACCAGAGCAGGGUCUCAUCCAACCAGUUCUGCAUCAACGAAUGGAACGCCAUGCAGGAUGUGGAGUCACACCGUGCCAACUCACCCGUCCUCUUCACAGACCUGCCGACGGAGAGGGAGCGCACAGAGAGGCUGAUCAAGAUGCGCCUCAGAGAGAUCAUGAUGCAGAAAGACCUGGAGAACGUCACCUGCAAGGAGAUCCGAACGGAGCUGGAGAUGCAGAUGGUGUGUAACCUGAGGGAGUUUAAAGAGUUCAUAGACAACGAGAUGAUUGUCAUCCUGGGCCAGAUGGACAGCCCCACGGAAAUCUUUGAACAUGUCUACCUGGGCUCUGAGUGGAACGCCUCCAACCUGGAGGAGCUGCAGAACAGUGGAGUGCGCUACAUCCUGAAUGUGACCAGGGAGAUAGACAACUUCUUCCCAGGGAUGUUUGAAUACCACAACAUCAGAGUGUACGACGAGGAGGCCACCAAUCUGCUGGAGUACUGGAACGAGACCUACAAGUUCAUCACCAAAGCCAAGAAAGCUGGUGCCAAGUGUCUGGUCCACUGUAAGAUGGGCGUGAGCCGCUCUGCCUCCACGGUGAUCGCCUACGCCAUGAAGGAGUACGGCUGGGACCUGGACACUGCCUUCGACUAUGUGAAAGAGAGACGGACCGUCACCAAACCAAACCCCUCCUUCAUGAAACAGCUGGAGGAGUAUCAGGGAAUUCUGCUGGCAAGCAAACAGAGGCAUAAUAAGCUGUGGCGCUCCCACUCUGACAGCGACCUGUCAGAGCGGCCGGAGCUGCUGUGUAAACCGUCGUCUCACUCGUUGGGCCGCUCCGACUCCCACAACAACAACACCUCCUCCCCCUCCUUACACCACUUCCUGGGCGUGGCAGUACUGCAGGCGCUGGGUGCUGGACCUGAGGACUCUGCCAGAUCCACCGGCACACACACCUCUGACUGUGACGCCCUGUCCAACGGAGUGUCACCGUCGGCGGUUCAGGAGGUCCGGUUCCCCCUCCCCAGACCCCGGGCGGCCACCGUCAUCCCAGAGGAAAGGCUGGACAGUUCAGCGAGUGUUGCUGUCACAGUGCCUGUGGCACUGCCACACCCCCCACCGUCACUCCACAUCCUACCGCCCACCCCGGAGCUCCAGCGCGCUCACCGAGGCUCACAUUCAUCUGCUCCAGCAGCCAGAUGCAAACGAGUGCAGCUGUCCCUCAGUUUACCUGAGAGAAGCAGCUCAGAAGAAACCUCUCCUCUCACUCUGGGAUCCAGCGACUCAGACAUGAUGAACCAGUCGUUAUCAGAUUCACCAGCUGACAAGCCCGACCCCCCGCCCCUGGUCCUGCCCCUGGUUCCCAGCGACCACAACAACAACCCCAGUGAGCUACACACUGGCAGUGCCUUCGACAGCCGCGGCGAGGCCGACGGCUGGUCCAACCACAGCACCGACAGCAUCGACUUCUUCAGCGCCAGGGAAAAGUUUCUGGGCCUGGCCCAAGACGGCCGCACUCGAACGCUUUCGGAGCAACGGACUCCUGCAUCGACGGACGGAGAGACGGAGGCCAAUGAUGACGAGGAGGAGCAGGGACAUGGGCCGAGUCAGCCGUCUCCGCCGUCUGAAGCCAGCCCCGACCGAACCCACCAUGCUAACCAUGACAACGGAGUAUCGGUCCGCCAUAUUGUCACUGAGAUCGAAGCCAUCUGCCACCCCGCCUCCUCUCUGUCCACUCCAUCCUCCUCCUCCUCGCUCCCUCCGUCCUCUCUCAGCCGACUGGAACAUCCGGAGGAGGCAGAGUCUUGUGAAGCCACUCACGCCUCUGUAACUCCACCUUCGCAGCCUUCGUCUCCCUCCAUGCUGCCCUGCGACUGGCCGGCCGGCUCCGUGCGGCGGGCCACCGAGCAGCUGGAGCAGAAGCUGAAGCAGGAGCUGGAACUGGCAGCAUCUCAGCGAUCUCCGCUGCAUUCCCCCAGCAGCGAGCAAGCUCCUGUCAGGCUGCCUCUGGGCUCCCCGACCGCUGAACUUCCUCCCCUUCACUCCCCUCAACACUCCUCAGAACAAAGAAUCACUCAGGGAGAGAACAUGGCUGUUCCCACUAAACCCAAAGACGGAGAGAAGCUCACAGGGUCACACUCAGAGCUGCAAAGACUCGACAACCUCCCAGACCCUUCACGCUCCCCUCCCCCCAACAUCAGCCAAGUCUCUGGUGCUAUACCUGUCACUGUGCACACACCUGUAGAUAGCCAUAUGGUGACGUCAUCACUGGCCUCUGCUAGUCAGCUAGUAGAGCCAUCCCCAGAUACCUCAGCCCGGUCCCAAACACAGGGCCGGCUCCACAGCCAGAACCAGCAGCCCCAGGCCCGUUCCGACCCAGUGCUCCUCGAUGGGGUGACCGUGCAGGAGUCGGACACAGAUGAAGGCCAGCGCUCCGGGUCCCAGGGAGGACACUCGGGCUGCAGCCCCGGCUGUGACGCCCAGAGCAGGCUGGCCCGAGGCUGCCAGGAGCUGGAGCGGAUUCAGCAGACGCUCAGAGAGCUGCAGGCUUUCCUCCACGAGGGCGUCGGCCUGGAGACGGCAGACAGACCAGGACAAGAACUGGGGCAGCCUCAGGGCCUGAGAGACGCUAUGGACACAGAGCCAGGACAUCUUAAAGGGGCCAGUUCUGAGCAGACCCCUGCGGGCCUGGAAGUAGGGCAGCGGCUCAGAGAGAGGCAGGAGGGGAGGAGCUGUGUGCAGCCGCCAGGGUGGCUCCGAGCCAUGGAGCUGGAGGCUCGCAUUCGCCAGGCAGGCCUCACCCCUCCCUCUCUCAUGAAGAGGUCGGCCUCCCUGGCUAAACUGGACUGUCUGGAGCUGUCCGCCACUGACCUCAGCGACCUGGACCUGAGGCCGACCAGCAGGACCACGUCCUCGCGCUCCCAGGACUCCUCCCCCCCGGCCCAGUCCCACCCGGACGACACCUGGAAGAAGCAGAAAGUGCUGAGUCAGAACUGUUGUGUUGAAAAGACGUGUGAUGACUCAUCAUCUCCUCCGUCCCUCAGCCCCUCCUUCUCCUCCUCCACCUCCCUUCAUGGCUGCCCGAAGGAGGACGCGGGUGAGAGGGAGGAGCCAGACGGCAGCGUGGCGUCUUUGGCCCGACAGCCGGGGAGGGGACACUCGUCGAGACGCUCUCGGAAAGCUGAGAAAAAGCAGCGAGCCGUCACUGUGCUAUACAAUACCAUGUAACCUCAGUGCAAUGGACUGGAACGGACACGACUGGAGCUGUGCACGUGUGAGAGGCUGCAUGAUGUGUGUGAAUGUGUAGCCGCGGGGAGACGUCCGUGUACGUGUAGUGUGUAAGACGUGAAUGAUGACCGUGUUGCAUGUAAAUCACUGGAUGUGUUUGUCUCAACUGGAGUUCAGGUUUAUCUGUACAGUGAUGUUAUAUGAAUGUCCAAACAGACUGAAGCGGUGCGUCUGCACUCCAUAUGACUGUGUCCCUGUGUUUUCAGUGUGACCCUCGCUGCCUGUUGCAGUUUGUGAAACUACAACCAGAGGGGCUUUUUCUCAAAACAUGCACUUUACUGUUUCGGUUUUCUUUUGUUGAUCUGUUUCUUACCCGGGGAGUAUUCUUUUGCACUGUUCUCAGUAGACUUGUCUCUGUUUUUGUUUUCAAAGUGCACAGACAUGUCUUUAUUCAGAUUUUUAAUUAAACCAGGACAAAGCUGAAAUGUUGUUGUAUUUUUUAUUAAUUGCUUUAGCAGUAAAUAAAUAUGGUGAGUUUGUUUUGACUGCA